AGGCUGGAGAUCAGGGGAGGAGAACUGAAAGAGCUCUAGCUUUGGGACUAUGGUGGAAAGUAGGAUUGUGCGUUUGUCUGUGUGAACACAUGAGAAAAAGAGGGAGAGACAGAGGAAAGAAGAUGAUUGAAUCAAAGAGAAAUGACAAGGAUUAAAGUAGGAUGUGGAGCAACAAACCAUCGGUUUUGUCUCAGCUGACCUGGACACAAACUGGAAGAGAAGAAAGACAAAGUAGAGGUGUACAGAGGAGACAGAAAAAGAAGGCUUCUAACUGAGGAAUCAUUCUCUCACUCACCCAAGGAGAGAGAGUCAAACCAGACAGUCAGACAGGAAGAGUGUGAAGAGGAAGAAGAGAAGGAGGGGGGAGUGAGGUUUAAGAAAGCUUUAGAAAGCAGAGAGGCAAAAGAUUAAGACUGUGACAACAGAAGGUGAGGGGGCUAGCGGGUGAAGUUAACAGGAGGGGAGAGGUAUGAGGGGACAGCUCUUGAAGUCACUUUUCUCUUUGUUGAUCACUCUCUUCUUUUUGGGGAGCCUGCUGACCACUUUGAUCUGGUACAUGUAUGACAACAACAGCAAUGUGGAACGUCACAAACUGCCUACUCAAAAAAAGAAAAGCACUCCUCGGCCCUCUGACCUCUGUAAAGGCUGCAGGGAGGUCAUCAACAAAGUAAAAGAGCGUUACUCUCAAACCUGGAAGAGGCAAGAGGACAAUUACCAAAAAUUCAGAUCUCAGCUGAACAGCAACUGCCAUGGUUUUGACAAGGCCAUCAUUACCCAGGCCAACACUCCAGUGGGAUCAAAGGUUGUGUAUGAUGGGGAUAAGAAGAGGACCCUCCUUGUGACCCCAGAGAUUUUCAGCACCUUUUCAAAGGAGCAUCCUUUCCCAAAUAAAACAUGGGACACGUGUGCUGUUGUUGGUAAUGGAGGGAUCCUGACCGACAGCGGCUGUGGAAAAGCGAUCGAUUCAGCUCAGUUUGUUAUCAGGUGCAACCUUCCUCCUUUGGAAAAUGGCUAUGAGGAACACGUGGGCAUCAAGACUGACCUUGUGACAGCAAACCCAAGCAUCCUCAUAGAGAAGUAUGGGGCUCUAAAUGGGCGUCGCCGUCCAUUUGCGGAGAGUUUGCGUAGCUACGGCAACUCCCUGCUGCUCCUUCCUGCCUUCUCCUUUGGCCACAACACUCCUGUGUGCCUGCGGGCCGUCUACACCCUUGAGGACUUUAAAAGCCCCACCCGGCCCGUCUUCUUCAACCCGGACUACCUUCAGAGUCUGUCCCUCUUCUGGCGCGCUCAAGGCCUACGAGCAGUGCGGCUCAGCACCGGCAUAAUCAUGGCUAGCCUGGCACUGGAACUCUGUGCCAAUGUGCAUCUGUAUGGGUUCUGGCCCUUCAGUAAUCACCCACAUGGACUCUAUGCCCUGACUAACCACUACUACGAUAAUAGACAAGCUAAAACAAAAUUUCAUGCAAUGCCGGCUGAGUUUGACCUCUUGUUGCGGCUGCACAGUCAGGGGGUGCUCAAGCUUCACCUGGGAGAUUGUCCACCAGGUGAAAAGUAGUUCCCAGACCCAGGGGCAGCUGACAGGACAGGAGCAAAGUGCCUUCUUUGUAGCCUCAGGAUGAAGCCUGUCACUCAUGAAGUCUUUCGUAUACUUUUGAAGGAAUGGACAGAUCUAUUUUGGCUGAAGACACAGAUUAUGUGUGUCUAAGCAAGGUGGAUGCUUGGACUUACAGUGAAUGCUGAGUUGGCUCAUCAGGAAGACAUUUGCACUGAAAUCAGAAUCUAAACAGUCUUUUAGUGUAUCUGGCACUGUAUUUAUUACCACAAUGUUCCAGCUGAAGUUUGGAGGGAGUUAUUUUGAUUUAAAUGUGAAUUCCUUUGUGAGGCCUUUGUGCGGGUCUACAUUGUAGUGCCUUAUGUUAAUCAAGUUCUAAUGACAGUUAUAUAACUGACCAUGGGGGCUUUUUAGAUCACACUGAAUGUAUUUGGAAGAAAAUCAAAUACCUCCUAUCCAUAAAGAUUGUCUGGCUAAAACACUUUCACACUCACAGUUACUGAAAACAGCAGCACAAUGAAUGUGAAGAAUCCUGACAUUUUAGGUAAAAAGCAUGUCACACCUUUAACCACUUAACUGUAUUCUCAACAGGAUAUUUUUUAUGUUCAUGGUAAAGGUAUGUUAAUCACACAAGUGAAGGACAAGAAAAGGCUAGUGCUGGUUGCGGAAGAGGAUUUCUGCACUCUUGUUCUAACUCCACGUCACUGACAUUGCUGGAUGUGAUACAGACAUGAAGUAAGCCGCAAAUCUCAGACUGUCUGCAGGGGUCGUGUUGAAAAAGUGUCAACUACAAACCAUCAUGGCUGUGGUCAUCAGAGGACUAUUAAGGACCUAUUAAAUGAGGCUCUGAGCCAAGAACUAAACAAAGACACCACAGGAAUAAUAAAACCAGUAAACACAGGAGGUCCCUCCUCACAAAGGUUGCUAUGGUGAGCCUAUGUUACAAUGUGCUGCCCCUCGUCACCACAGUGACCAGACAGGGAUAGGUACUGUCACAAUAUGGCAACAUGCACAUUUUGGUACAACGUUAGUUUGGAAACGAGUACUUUUUUAAGUCGAUGUAAAUGCUUAAUCCCUUCAGAUUUAACUGACUCCAAUGUAAGGUGAUAUGAUUGUGAAUUAUGCACUUUGGGUGAAGAUUGUAGCCUUUGGGUGAGCUUUAAUUAGUAACAUUUGCAUCAAGACUUGGGUGGGUCUUGCCUUUCAUGCUGACAUAACAGUGAUUUUUGUCAUCCAGAGAAGUAAUGUACAAGCUGUAGAUGACUAAACCAGAGAACUCUCGUUGAGCAAAUUUUAGAAUCAUGCGAAUGUUUGUGAUUUUGUUUUUUUGUGAACAGCACGAGGUGAGAGGGAAAAUUAAGUUAAAGUGAAUCAGUCAAUAAAUAUUUAUCAGAAAAGUUA
This is a messenger RNA of Siniperca chuatsi (mandarin fish), 2953 nucleotides long. Its product is annotated as alpha-2,8-sialyltransferase 8F-like. Gene Ontology annotation, molecular function: alpha-N-acetylneuraminate alpha-2,8-sialyltransferase activity. The transcript is spliced from 7 exons. Gene Ontology annotation, biological process: oligosaccharide metabolic process; N-glycan processing. Lineage: Eukaryota; Metazoa; Chordata; Actinopteri; Centrarchiformes; Sinipercidae. The record is from RefSeq and is a predicted model, not a curated record. Bases 470 to 1555 code for a protein of 361 amino acids.